Molecule: messenger RNA, 2288 nt
Organism: Eptesicus fuscus (big brown bat)
Lineage: Eukaryota; Metazoa; Chordata; Mammalia; Chiroptera; Vespertilionidae
Gene: LAD1
Product: ladinin 1
Exons: 10
Coding region: 78-1823 (581 amino acids)
Molecular function (GO): structural molecule activity
Source: RefSeq, a predicted model, not a curated record
CCCCGGGACCGGCCGCGGGGGAGGGGCGCCAGGUGAGCGGCCGCGGAGGGAGCGCGUGGCCCGGCGGCGGCGGCGGCAUGUCGGGCAGGAAGGACUGGUCGGCGCUGUCCAGCCUGGCCCGGCAGUGGAGCCUGGAGGACGAGGAGGAGCAGCAGCGAGAGCGCCGGCGACGCCACCGCAACCUCAGCUCCACGUCGGACGAGGACCGGCCGGCCCGGUCCGCCCCGAACGGGGGGCGGCCGGCCUCCGACAGGCUGCCCAGCGUGGAGGAAGCCGAGGUGCCCACAGCGCCGCCCGCGGCCCCCCGAGAUGAGGGCGAGGAGGUGCAGGCCAUCCUCAGGACGCGGAGGGAGCGGCGGCAGCGGCGGCAGGGGGUGGAGGCCACGCAGGCCCCCGUCCACGAGCAGCUGGAGGCCGAGGAGGGAGGGCACAGCCUGGGCCCCGGGCAGGCCACCCGGCCGUCCCUCACACCCACGAAGGAGGCGGCCGCCCCCCCACGCCGCGGCCUGAGCCAGCAGGCGCCCCGGGCCCGGGCGGAGGAGAGCGCGGCCGCCCCAGAGCCAGGGGCCAGGCAGAGGGGGGUCCCGGAGAAGCCCCCGGGCGCAGAGAAGAAGCCCGCCGGCCCGGAGAAGACGCCGGGGCGGGAAACGGGGCCGCGCUCCGAGGACACGCCCGUUGUCGCCGAGCGGAAGUCGGUGCUGGAGAAGAUGGACGUGUGGGAGCAAAGGCCGAGUCCGAGUCCCGCCGGAGCGGGCGCCCCCGGGAAGCAGCCGCCCCCAGGGAAGGCGGCGGGCGCGGAGAGGGGACGGGUGUCCGAGAGGGCGCUGAUCUUCGAGAAGGCGCAGGUCUCAGAGACAAAGCGGGUCCCCAAGAGGGCCGUGGCCUCGGAGCAGCCCCAGGCCCGGGAGAAGCCUCAGCCCAAGGAGAAGCCUCAGCCCGAGGAGAAGCCUCAGCAUCAGGAUCGUCCUCGGCCCAAGGACAAGCCUCAGCCCGAGGAUCAGCCUCGGCCCAAGGAGAAGCCUCAGCAUCAGGAUCAGCCUCGGCCCCAGGAGAAGCCUCAGCCUGAGGAUGAGCCUCGGCCCGAGGAGAAGCCUCAGCCCGAGGAUGAGCCUCGGCCCAAGGAGAAGCCUCAGCCCGAGGAUGAGCCUCGGCCCGAGGAGAAGGCCCAGGCUCGGGAGCAGCCCGUGGCCAGGGGAAGCCAGAGAGCCAGGCCCCUCUGCCGCCUGCCCUCGGCAGAGCCGGGGGGGUGCGCCCCUCCGACCGUGGCCUCCCGCCUCCCGCCCAUCACGCUCCAGGUGAAAAUUCCCAGCAAGGAGGAGGAGGAGGAGGAUGCCUUCUCGCCCACCGGGGCCACCUACAGCAGCUCCCUCCGCAGGUCCAGCCCCAGGACCAUCUCCUUCCGGAUGAGCCCCCGGAUCAACAACGCGGAAUCCACCCUCACCCGCAGUUCCAGCGUGAGGCUCCCGGUGAAGUUAGGCGAGAAGCUGGAGAGAUACCACACGGCCAUCCAGCGGUCAGUGUCCGUCAAGACCCCCGGCUCCGCCCGCACCGAGGUCUUCGUGGCGCCCGUGGGCGUGGCCAGCAAGCGCCACCUGUUCGAGAAGGAGCUGGGGGGCCAGGGCCCCGGCCGAGCAGAGCCCGCCUCCAGCCGCAGGGAGAACCUGAAACUCUCGGGGGUGGUGACCUCGAGGCUCAACCUGUGGAUCAGCAGGACCCAGGAGUCGGGGGACCAGGACCCCCAGGAGGCGAAGAGCGAGGCGGCAGCCACCAAGCGGACCCCGUGGGCGAAGAGAGCGGGCUCCACGCUGGAUGCCGAGGUGUGAGGCGGCGCCAGGCAGCUGCACGUCCCGCCUCCCUCGCGCCAGCCCUGCCUCCGCAGCUGCGCCCUCACCUCCCCGUCGCCCCGACCCUUCUCUGCCUCCGGACCUGGGCCCGGCAUGUCCGGGGCUCCGGCAGCUCCUUCCCGGGCAGCCCCGGGGGCGGGUGCCAGGCUCCGUCUCGUGCCACCGCGGGCACAGCCUCCCGGGACCCACGUCCGCCCUUGGCCUGGGAGUCCUGUCCACGCGGCGUCUCCGGCUCCGGCUGCUGCAGGGCCAGGCCCCCCGUCCCGUCCCAUCCGCCCGCCCCGCUCGGGUCUCCCCCCUCCCCUGGGCCCCUCGCUGAGUCCCUGUUCCAGACCUCGCACUCCCGCCCGCCUCGCCCGCCCUCACCCUGCAGGGAGCUCAGCCUCUGUGCCCCCCUCUGUGCUCAGGAAAGAUGGAUAAACUCGCUCACUUUGGUGUCAGUGA